AUGUCUCUUAUCUUAGGCUACAUCUGCCAGGAGCACAACAACCCACCUGAUUUCUUUUUGGAUCUCAUAAACGGAGACCCAACGACAUUCGCCCCUAACGGUCUGAGUGCUGACAAAGAAAUAGAAUGUGACUUGGACAGUAAGUCGAUUGCUAUUUCUACUACAUGAAAUAUUGAUAAAUUGUAAUUGCUGUUUAUCGUUGCUCAUUGGGCAAUUAAUCAACCAAAAAACUGAACUACACAUUAUGCGAAACCUCAGCUCACAGUUGUGAGUAGAGAGUAGUGAGUAGAGAGUAGGGAGUAGAUUACCUUUUAAAAUGCCAGAAACGUUUUUGUAAUAUGAACAUUGAACACAAGUUGACAAUUUGCACUGACUUGACCAGUAGAGUUAGCCGUAGCCAGUAGAGUUAGCCGUAGCCAGUAGAGUUAGCCGUAGCCAGUAGAGUUAGCCGUAGCCAGUAGAGUUAGCCGUAGCCAGUAGAGUUAGCCGUAGCCAGUAGAGUUAGCCGUGGCCAGUAGAGUUAGCCGUGGCCAGUAGAGUUAGCCGUGGCCAGUAGAGUUAGCCGUGGCCAGUAGAGUUAGCCGUAGCCAGUACAGUUAGCCGUAGCCAGUAGAGUUAGCCGUAGCCAGUACAGUUAGCCGUAGCCAGUAGAGUUAGCCGUAGCCAGUAGAGUUAGCCGUAGCCAGUAGAGUUAGCCGUAGCCAGUAGAGUGCACGACUGCCAAAGAAAUGUAUCAAAUUAGAAAAGAUCGAGUAAAUUUAAUAUCCAGGCAGAGAUAACUUAGAAACACAACGUUAAGAACGAUAACUCACCCAAAAAUAGCAUUCCAAAGAACGCCUCGCAGACAGAGAGUUCUCUCCCCGUAACCACAAAUGAUGGGUUAUUUUUGGACAGCCAUCGCACCAAAACGAUUUUAAUUUUUUUUAAAAUUUAAUUGUCUUGUAUUUUAAUUGUCUUAGUUAUACAUUUACAUUUUUUUAAAAAGUAUUUUGUAUUUUAAUUUGAAAACAACUGUCACCUUAUUUUUAAUUUUUAUUUCUAGAUGUCAGUUACCGUUGGUUCACUCUGUGAGUUUUCACUUAUGCAAGAGUAGAAAAUAAUUUUUGAAAAAUCUUGGGGCGGGAUUUAUUGAUUAAUAUUUGGUGCUUAAGGUUUAGAAUUUUUGUUUAGAAUUGGGGGGGGGGGCCUACCUUUCUGAUUUUUAAAUAAAAUUUGUCACAUAUCUCCAGUGUGCAAGGUGACCAGUAGUUAUGGUGUUAUUGUGCAUGCAUAUCACGUUAAAGUGUAACCAUCUCACUCAAAUAUUUUAAACAGUUCAAUUCAAUUCAGUUCGUAACUUGAUGAAAACAUAUUUAGUAGAAACAGAAAUCUUUUAUUUCUAAUUGUGUAACAGCUCCUCAAAGUCAACAUGAAAAGUUGGUGGAAGGAUUCAAAACUUCAGCUUGGAACAAAAGGUGAGAUCUACUCGUACUUUCUAUUUAUUUUUAAACUAGCUUCCCAGUAAAAUAUAUUUGUUUUCAUUAUAUAUUAUUAUAAACUGAAAACCAGAGGCUCUCAAAACAUUUUUGAGACACAGGACAUGCUGCAUCCAGGUUUUCUCUAGACGCCCUACGUGAACUGUGAGCCGUUAAUUUUUUAAUGCUUUUAUUUCCCACUUCAUUACGUCUUUGUGUUGUUGUUUGUCAUUCGCAUUCGAAGAGGGCAAAGGUUAUAUUCAACAGUGUGUACACAGUUGGCUUGUGAAGAUGGCCAUUGCUGUAUUCAACAGUGAGUUUGCAGGUGGCCUCACACACUUUUUCUGUGCCUGGAAAGAUUGCCCGUAUGUAGAACAUACGUGUCCUGGGGGUCAUAGAGGCGAUCCUAGGUUCCUUUGCUGUCAGCUUUCUUUGGCCGUGAGUCGUAAGUGUGUAGUGUGCAACAGUGCCUUUUCCUGGCCAGCUUGUUUUCUGACAGUGAGUCUGCCUCGUCGCCUUGUGCCAUUCAAAACAUGUCUCCUGUGUCACGGUCAGAUCGCGUGAGGUUUUCUGGGUCUGCUUUUAUGAUGUUCACUGGCCAAGCGUUGGUGUUUUUUUUUCCCCGUGUGCCCCCACGAGUUUUGUCUCGGUCAUGUAUGACCGUUGUGGUGUGUCGGGAGGAACCACGUGACGAUGGGAGUGUGUGCAAAAGGAGGCUAGUUUUUUAGAGUGAACAGUGGCGAGUGCUGUGGAUAAGGUGUAUGAUUUUCGUUGUGGGGAGAGUGGCAUUUUCUAUGGAUGGGAGAGGAUUUUAGAUUUUUAAAAAUUAAUUGUUUUUUUUGUGUGCAUGUUUUUUGUCGUUAAGACUUCAAGAAGAAGCAGACGACAUAAUGAGGACAUUUGAAGCUUAUGGAGGCCUGAAGGGGAAACAACAUAAAGCUGUUGAUUAUAUUACAUCAUUUGGACACCAAGUG
Messenger RNA from Lymnaea stagnalis (great pond snail), 2428 nucleotides. NCBI's taxonomy places the organism in Eukaryota, Metazoa, Mollusca, Gastropoda, Lymnaeidae. The record is from the annotation of a GenBank genome assembly.